Messenger RNA from Ylistrum balloti, 2349 nucleotides. RefSeq names its product hormonally up-regulated neu tumor-associated kinase homolog A-like. Gene Ontology annotation, molecular function: protein serine/threonine kinase activity; ATP binding. Lineage: Eukaryota; Metazoa; Mollusca; Bivalvia; Pectinida; Pectinidae. Gene Ontology annotation, biological process: intracellular signal transduction; protein phosphorylation. Gene Ontology annotation, cellular component: cytoplasm. Bases 1 to 2256 code for a protein of 751 amino acids. The transcript is spliced from 9 exons. The record is from RefSeq and is a predicted model, not a curated record.
AUGACGGUGACUUCGAGUCUGUCUGGAUACACCUCAUAUCUACCUCCACGUGUAGUGGACGUUCCACGGGAAACUAUCCGGAGCUUCCACCACUCCAAAAAAGUUGGGAACUAUUUAUUAGGCAAGACAAUUGGAGAAGGGUCGUUUGCCAAGGUCAAGGAGGCCCUUCAUGUUCCCACAGGGGAACUGGUAGCCAUAAAAGUGAUUGACAAAAAGAGAGCGAAACAAGACAGUUAUGUGCGGAAGAAUCUUAGACGAGAGGGGAAAAUUUUGCAGCUGGCAAGACAUCCGAACAUCGUACAAUUAUUUGAAAUUAUGGAAACUGAAAAUAGCUACUAUCUUGUAACUGAACUGUGUAAGGGUGGCGAUCUUAUGGAUUAUAUUUGUCAGCGGAAGAAACUGGAAGAGAGGGAAGCGAAAAAGUUUAUUAGACAGAUUGUUUCUGCGAUUGAAUAUCUUCACAGACUUGGAAUAUUGCACAGGGACUUGAAAGUGGAAAAUUUAUUGCUGGAUGAAAAUCGUGAUAUCAAGAUAAUAGAUUUCGGUUUAAGUAAUACUAUUAAGGUUUCCUCUUCUAAAGACUCGGUUCGUGCACAAGAGUAUUUAAACACGCAAUGUGGAAGUCCUGCUUAUGCAGCACCGGAACUUCUUGGGCGUAAAAAGUACGGUCCUCAAGUAGAUGUCUGGAGCAUAGGUGUAAAUAUGUACGCAAUGCUGACGGGGAACUUGCCAUUUACUGUUGAUCCAUUCAAUAUAAAAACCCUUUACAACAAAAUGUUGAGCGGCCAAACGAAUCCUCUCCCCGAGAAUGUAAGCAAAGAAUGCCGUGAACUUUUAAAACGCUUUCUGACCCCUGAGCCUGACAAACGUAUCACUCUGGAGGACACCAUGAAACAUUCUUGGGUGGCAGAAAGUAAGGGAGUUCCUAUGGAACGAGCGCCUUGCCCAAACAAACUACGGAAUGAUGAACUUGAUGACAACAUCAUGAAGCAUAUGACAGAAUCGCAAGGGUUCCGAAUGUCAGAAGUGAUCCGAUUUGUUAUUGGAAACAUCCCUAGUCCAGCUUUAGCGAUGUAUCAUAUCCUACACCGGAAGUUGGUUCGAUAUAUGGCAGACAUGCGUGUUAAAGGGAAAGUGUCUGCAAUGGAUUCACCAAUGUUUGGUCACAAAAAAGUUUCUCUAGUCUUUCAGAAAAUAAAAGCUCACCGGAACUCUGCCGGUGGCGAGGACUCCCAAGCAAGCAACAUACAGAAAUUUGGUGCUGUUAAUUAUAUGUCUAGGAAAAAACACACUCGGGCAGAGAAAAACGACGAUGUGAAAAUAACAGAUAUUGAAAACGACGAUAAUAACAAUGAUCAAAUAAAAGCAUUGGAAAGAGAAGUAUCCGACCCGACACGAGUAGAACAGACAAAGCAGUCCCUGUGUAAGUCUCCUCUGCCUAUAAGGCGCGAGACGACGUAUCUGCCCAUUGUACCCGGCAAAGUGAUAGUGCGAGGUGCUGGUGUUUCGCACGACCUGUCACCUUCCCCAGAUUUCCAUAUAGAGGAAAUAGGCAGUGAAAACUCUGGUACUCCUGACGGUAUAGACUCUCACAGCACCGUCAACAAACGUUCCAAUUACCGACCUCAUAUGAUGCCUCCAAGACGUCAUCUUGGUAGGGUGAAACAAUAUCUAUGGGAGGACCCGUUGCCGUCUGCAGACAGAGGAAACGCCGAGACGGCUGAUGUGUUAGUGCGACGUCUCAUCAAACGGUGCAAUACAGACCUUACUGUAAAUAUAAAGGGCAAUAAACCACGCUUUCAGAGAGCACAAAAUCAUCCGGAUAAUGUCACUCAUCAAAUGUGCAAUGGACAAAAUAAUGUCUAUAUUAGACGGACCGAAGUUAAAAUAGUAAAUAACAAGAAGUUAAUCCACUUAGACUAUUCGCCAUGUGCUGGUAACAAAGACACCAAACAAGUGUUGACACAUGGCGCUACUCACAGGGGUCUGGACAUCCCAAAGCCAAGAACAUCAGCACGUGCAGCAAACCACGUGCAACCUCACUACCAUAAGUCAGGGCAAGCACUACCGCUUUAUAACAGAAGUAAGUCACCCCACGCGGCCUCAAUUGAGAGAAUUACUGCUCUGUCAUCUAGUCCAAAACCUGCAAGUUCGAAAGGAACAUUGAACUCUGAACUUUCGUCACUCCUUAACAGAGAGAACACAGCCCCUUCGUUAGCUCUGCCUAACAUUAUGUCCCCUACAGAGUGCAAGUAGAACCAACAGGUUAAGAAAAGGCUUAUCUCGUGUGUUGUUGACAAUAUUACAAUCGGACGAAUACAACGAGUAUCUACUUAGAUAUAGUACACA